Molecule: messenger RNA, 1062 nt
Organism: Nipponia nippon (crested ibis)
Lineage: Eukaryota; Metazoa; Chordata; Aves; Pelecaniformes; Threskiornithidae
Source: RefSeq, a predicted model, not a curated record
AUGCACCUGAGCGACGGGACGCUGCUGGAUCUGUCCGGGAGUCAGCGGAGCAGGGAGGCUAGCCCGCAACACCCCGGCGCCCCGCAGGUCCCCGCGUACCACGGCCGGUUACGUGCUAACGAGGAACACCGGUAUUGCACGGAGCAGCCGGGGCGCAGAGGUGAGGACUCGCUACUCCACGGAGAGGAGAUGGCGGGGGUGCAAAGGCAGGGGCUUUGGCAGCGAGGUUACUCAGAGGUUGCACACAGCCUCUGCUCGGAGGAGGAGGGCCAGCUCCGGCCCUGGCUCAGCCACCGGCUCCCCCCGCGCCCAGCACCCUCCGCCGCCCUGGGGGGGUUUUGUCCCCCCUCCGCUGAGGAGGAGGAGGAGGGCCAGCUCCGGCCCUGGCUCAGCCACCGGCUCCCCUCGAGCCCAGCACUCUCCGCCGCGCUGGGGGCUGCGCAGGGGUGCGGCGCAGGCUCUCCCUGCCCCGGGCAGUUUACAACGCUGAGCAACAAACUGCCGACGGAGCUGGAACGACGAGCUCGGGACGGCAGAGGGAAUCCGCAGACCCCGUCCCCCGAGCCAGCUCUAGCGCCUUCCCCACGCGCUCGCCCUCCCGCGCUCCCUGGGGCUGACGCCUCGCCAGCAGCGCCGCCGGCCCCCGCUGCAGCUCCGCGCCCGUACGGGAUCGCUAGCGCGGCUCAGCGACAGGCGGCUCGUGUCGCCGUCCCCCCAGCCCCCCGCGCCGGCCGCAUCAAGCCGCCGCCUAUCGCAGCAGGCGCCCCCGACCGCUCGGGCGCUCCGCUCCCCCGGGACGCCUGGAAGCGCAGAGGAGCGGCAGCUCCCGGUCCCUGCCUGCAGGGCAACUGCCAGGCCACACGCUUUCCGAAACCGCGGGGCAGGACCUCGCUGCCCGGGCAGCAGCACCGCGGAGCUCGCACGCUGCACGGCCUCGGAUUCGCUCCUGCACAGCUUCUGGUUUACGCCGAGCUGUUCAACGGGAACACUGAUCCUCCUCACCUGCCGCCUUCCUUCGUCCUUGCAAAGGGCUCGGAAACCUUCCGGUGCAGAGAGGUGUAA